UUGGUCCCAACUCGCACAACCCUCGGCCCGACACUUGCCGCCCACGGUCAAACACGACCAAGCCAGCCUUUUCUGGCGCAUGUACAUGCAUAUCCUGGCUGACGGCCGUGGAUCACCACAGCCAGCAUGCUUUCGCAACCCGUCAUGUGCCCACAAAAGUAUGUACGGAACGAUCGGAAACACUUCCUCUUCCGUCCCCAAUGCGCGAGGGCCCAUCAAGCGGGUCUCAGAAUUUAGAUGGUUCCUGCUCUCAAUCCAUAUCACUAGCCUUUUUCGUGUGAAUGUUGUUUUCUUUUCGAUUCAAGUCAAACUUGUAUAUAUAUAUAUAUAUAUAUUCGCGUCCCAGAUCAUAUAGGCCACAGGGGCCCCUACCAGGUCGAUGAGCAGAAGCGGAUCAUCUGUAGCGUCUGUAGCUGUGCGUUCUACCAGUCCCAUUCUUGAUCCAAAUCGGGCCUCCUGUUGCUUCUGCCCCCGCAUCUGCUUGCGCCAGUUA
Tilletiaria anomala UBC 951 is the source of this 493-nucleotide messenger RNA. RefSeq lists its product as uncharacterized. Lineage: Eukaryota; Fungi; Basidiomycota; Exobasidiomycetes; Georgefischeriales; Tilletiariaceae. The record is from RefSeq and is a predicted model, not a curated record. Bases 80 to 355 code for a protein of 91 amino acids. The transcript has a single exon.